AUGGAUUUUGGCAGCUUUCAACAAUCGUCCGACGAUUUUCUGGCCAACGGUUUCUACCAUCUGUACACCGAGCUGCAGGAUGACAGGGACAUUGCGCUGGCGCUGUCAGAACUAACGUGUGCCACGUUUGCACCAACGGACACCAGGAAGGAAGAUCAAGCGUGCCCUGUAGUGAUGGACGCACCGUCAUCAAGUUCAACGCACCUCAUACACUCUCUGGACAGCGUGAACGAUCUGGAGCUGGAGUUGAAUGUGGAAGAUUUCAUUCUCGAGUACAACUGCGUGAACUUUAGCCAACUGUGGGAAAACGAACUACGGUUGCCGGAAAACACGUACCUAUGUGACGAUUCUUGUGAAGCAUUCAUUCGACAGUCGAAUGCCGUGGAAAGUGUCUCCAUUAGCUCCGAUAAAGUAUCUGCCAGUGAGCUGGAUGUGUCACAGACCCUGCCAGCGACAGUGCAAGGUGUAACCGAACCCGACUCGACCGGAACGUUCGUCUGUCCGUUUGAAAGCUGCCGCAAGGUGUACGCCAAACCGGUACAUCUGAAGGCUCAUCUUAGGCGGCACGUGGGCGACAAACCGUAUCACUGCAAGUGGCCAGGAUGUCAGUGGCGAUUUUCGCGCUCGGACGAACUGUCGCGCCACUUCCGGUCCCAUUCGGGUGUGAAACCGUACCGGUGUGAGUACUGUCCGAAAUGCUUUUCCCGUUCCGAUCAUCUGGCCAAGCAUCGGAAAGUGCACGAGCGGAAGAUGAGCGUGGCGUCGGGGAAAUUGAAGGGGUCGCCUGGUGGAUUGAUGGGAGCGGUACCACCUAGAGGACGGCCAGGCCGGAAACCCAAGCAACCGACGGCAAAACGCUCGUGA
Molecule: messenger RNA, 864 nt
Organism: Anopheles marshallii
Lineage: Eukaryota; Metazoa; Arthropoda; Insecta; Diptera; Culicidae
Gene: Klf15
Product: Krueppel-like factor 9
Exons: 1
Coding region: 1-864 (287 amino acids)
Biological process (GO): regulation of transcription by RNA polymerase II
Molecular function (GO): RNA polymerase II cis-regulatory region sequence-specific DNA binding; DNA-binding transcription factor activity, RNA polymerase II-specific
Source: RefSeq, a predicted model, not a curated record